Anopheles nili is the source of this 1710-nucleotide messenger RNA. RefSeq lists its product as uncharacterized. The record is from RefSeq and is a predicted model, not a curated record. The coding region runs from base 1 to 1710 and encodes 569 amino acids. The transcript has 2 exons. NCBI's taxonomy places the organism in Eukaryota, Metazoa, Arthropoda, Insecta, Diptera, Culicidae.
AUGACGUGCCGACCGAAAAGCACUUGUAGCAGUAAUCUACUCCUCAUUCCAGAUGCGUUCUUCCGGCUGCGGAGGUCCUCCCACACCCCGUCGUACAGCCAGGGCGGUCAGGAGCCCCUGAUCGUGGUGGAGGAGUCAGAGAACAAUGAGAAGGAGGAGGAGGCAAGCAACCAGUCGUCCCAGCGGCAGAGCCUGGACAUCGAGUCACCGGAGAACCCGUACUUGCUGUCACCGUGGCGUGAGACGCGCAAGCACUCACUACCAACACCGCCCUGCACCAGCGGCAUCACCGCCAGCCAGGUCCGGCGGCUGUCCGAGCGGGGUGGUGAAGGAUCUGGACCGUCGCCCCGCGAGCAGGCCUUCCUGGCUACCCUCUACAGUACGCCUGCUCCACAGCCUGGCGGGCGGCGUCACUCGGUGGUGACGAUCAGCCGCGUGCCGCCCGCCCUGUUCGGUCGGAGCCGCAGGGAGUCGAUUGCGGCCCUACCGGCUGGCCAACGAUCAACCGCAAGCUCCCGGCGCGAAAGCAAUAUCGGACCGCCCCCGUCGACGGACCACAGAGGUAGUAUACACAAUUUACAGUUAGAUAUUAUGGAUGAUAUAGUACAGGCCCGGAAAGCGCGCAUGAAGCUGUGGAACACGAGCAACGAGCGUGUGUGCGAGGUGCAGACGCUCGACGAAGCAGGCACCGGCUCCAGCUCGCCGAUGCGAUACACGAACCGGCGCUACUCGGACUUCGUCGGCACCACGCUGCCCCCGAUACAGUCGUUUCGGCGUGCCUCGGAGAUGCCGAUCUCGCCCUGUGGCCCGCUCGGGCCAUCUGCCGGUGCGGGCAUCGCGGGCAUCGCGGCCAUCGCGGCGACCACGUCACCGGCCGGGCCGGAUGCGGCCUUGAAGCCAAAACCGAAGAUGGGUAUCGUGUGCACCAACACUGAUCUGAUAUCUCUCUUAUCGUCUCUAGCCUCGUCUGCGACAGAGAUUAAUCGAUGUGGCGAGAAAGAGCACCCUAGCCCCCUAGCUUCCCAAGCGUUUCCGCCCAGGGCGGCCGCCAAGAGCCCGACCCUGGGCGUGGCCACCGCCAGUGGCGCUGGCGGUGGUGAUCCACCGAAGAGCAGUCUGCAGAAGAACCGCUCGAACAGUUUUGACAUUUCGCUCUACCAGAAUAUCAAGCAGCUCGCCACCGGCGCCGGCGGGUCGGGCGGUGGUGGCGGGGGCAGUGGCGGGGCCGGCGGGGCCGACCCCGAGCGGUCGUUCGUCGAGUCCGGGUGGUUCAUCAAGCGACAUCAGCCGAUGGCGCGACGCAAAUCGGCAGCCAAGUCGCCCAGUGCGACUGUUACGUUUGCACGCGAAACGCUUGACAAGCUGCGCGACAAGGAACCGGCCCAUAAGGACGAGACGAAACCAAAGUCGAAGGAGUCGCGAUCGCCGCUGAACAAGCUGAAGUGGGAUGGCCGGAGCGCGAUCGUGGACGCGCGCAUGAUCGGCCAUGCGAUCGAGAACUUCAUCACCGGGUCGUCGUCGUCGUCGUCGUCAUCGUCCUCCAAGAAGGGGUCCUCGUCGGCCGGUGGCAAGGAUGGGUCAGCCGGCCGGUCCGGCGCGAAGAAGUCCUCCUCGUCGAGCUGGUUCGGCAAGGCAGAUGAGGACGAGGACUCAAAUGAUGCGUGCGAUUCGUCGCUCUGCUCCACGCUGAAGGAUCUGUUCGUGAAGUAA